Messenger RNA from Malaclemys terrapin pileata, 2418 nucleotides. It is a transcript of the gene CCT4, whose product is annotated as chaperonin containing TCP1 subunit 4. The coding region runs from base 148 to 1761 and encodes 537 amino acids. NCBI's taxonomy places the organism in Eukaryota, Metazoa, Chordata, Testudines, Emydidae. The record is from RefSeq and is a predicted model, not a curated record. Gene Ontology annotation, biological process: protein folding. The transcript has 14 exons. Gene Ontology annotation, cellular component: chaperonin-containing T-complex. Gene Ontology annotation, molecular function: ATP binding; ATP-dependent protein folding chaperone; ATP hydrolysis activity.
CCUCCCCCCUUUCUCUUGGCCCUGAAGCGCGGGGAGGCUGAGGCGGCGCGUUCUGGAAGCUUCGCGGCGGGGAUCGUUAGUGCGGGGGGGCCAGGCCGAUCCGUCUCCAUCCGGAGCUUAGAAGCAGCGGGGCGCGGAGGAGUCGCCAUGCCGGAGAACGCGGGGUCCAGAGCUUUCACGGGCGGCAAUGGGGGCCGCAAAAGAAGCGCCUAUCAGGACCGGGACAAGCCCGCCCAGAUCCGCUUCAGCAACAUCUCCGCAGGCAAAGCGGUUGCUGAUGCUAUUAGAACAAGCCUUGGACCAAAAGGAAUGGAUAAAAUGAUUCAAGAUGGUAAAGGAGAUGUGACAAUUACAAAUGACGGUGCAACUAUUCUGAAACAAAUGCAGGUUCUACAUCCUGCAGCCAAAAUGUUGGUAGAGCUGUCCAAGGCACAAGAUAUUGAGGCUGGUGAUGGCACCACAUCUGUCGUUGUCAUUGCUGGUGCUCUCUUGGAUGCCUGUUCCAGACUUCUUCAGAAAGGAAUUCAUCCCACCAUCAUUUCGGAGUCAUUCCAGAAAGCUUUGGAUAAGAGUACUGAAGUCUUGACCGACAUGGGACAGCCAGUUGAACUAAGCGACAGAGAAACCUUGCUAAAUAGUGCAACUACUUCACUGAAUUCAAAGGUUGUAUCUCAGUACUCUAGUCUCCUUUCUCCAAUGAGUGUGGAUGCAGUGAUGAAGGUGAUUGAUCCAACUACAGCUAGCGGUGUAGAUCUGAGAGACAUUAAAAUUGUUAAAAAGCUUGGUGGAACAAUUGAUGAUUGUGAACUGGUUGAAGGACUAGUCCUCACUCAGAAGCUGGCGAAUACUGGUGUAACUAGAGUGGAAAAAGCCAAGAUUGGUCUCAUUCAGUUUUGCUUGUCUGCUCCAAAGACUGAUAUGGACAACCAGAUCGUUGUUUCUGACUAUGCUCAAAUGGACAGAGUAUUGCGUGAAGAGAGAGCCUACAUUCUAAACUUAGUUAAACAAAUUAAAAAGGCUGGAUGCAAUGUGCUGCUCAUUCAGAAGUCCAUUCUACGGGAUGCUCUUAGUGAUCUAGCACUACAUUUCUUGAACAAAAUGAAGAUCAUGGUGAUUAAAGAUAUUGAAAGAGAAGACAUUGAAUUUAUAUGUAAGACAAUUGGAACCAAGCCAGUUGCUCACAUUGAUCAAUUCAUUGCUGAUACGUUGGGAUCUGCUGAAUUGGCAGAGGAGGUCAACCUAAAUGGUUCUGGGAAGCUAAUAAAGAUUACAGGCUGUGCAAGCCCUGGAAAAACUGUUACAAUUGUGGUACGUGGAUCCAACAAACUAGUGAUGGAAGAAGCUGAGCGUUCAAUUCAUGAUGCUCUGUGUGUCAUACGUUGUUUAGUUAAAAAAAGAGCUCUAAUUGCGGGAGGUGGAGCACCAGAGAUCGAAUUAGCACUGCGCUUGAAUGAGUAUGCUCGCACUUUGAGUGGUAUGGACUCAUACUGUGUCCGUGCAUAUGGAGAUGCAAUGGAAGUCAUCCCAUCUACACUGGCUGAAAAUGCAGGCCUUAACCCUAUUUCUACUGUAACAGAGCUGAGAAACAGACAUGCACAAGGAGAGAAAACAGCAGGCAUUAAUAUCAGAAAGGGUGGAAUUUCCAAUAUUCUGGAGGAGUUGGUGGUCCAGCCUUUGUUGGUGUCUCUCAGUGCUCUGACACUAGCUACAGAAACUGUCCGCAGUAUUCUUAAGAUUGAUGAUGUGGUGAACACUCGAUAAGGUGACUAAAGGAAAUGGCAGUACCGGCGAGAGAACCACUGCAUAGUUUGGAGUAUGGUUUCUUCACAAAAUCCCUAUGUCACGAUUUCUGCUAAAACCCACUUAAGUUUAUGUACUUUUAUCAAUUUAAUUUAAUAAAAUCUCUGGUUUCAAGAGGCAAACUUUGUUUUUAAAUGGAAGUGCAGUAUUCUAUAACUGAAACUUUGCAUUAAAAACUCUCACCAGAGUAGUACUAAAAUAAAUUAAAAUUUUACCACUUUUGCUCUGUAUUAUCAUGCACAUUCAUUCACACUAAUCCUGUUUUGAUAAGUAAGAAAUCUUCAGUGCAAGUUGUUAGCUUCUGUAAUAUCUAGUUUGAAAUAAUUCUUACUAUGGAAUCUUAGCAGUAACUGCACUACCUCAGAUCUGUUUUCUCCAAAAGUUGUCCAAAAUAGAGUAAUAUUUCCUAUCCAAAAAGCCCGACUAACCUCCAUCCUCUCUUACCCAGGCAGUUGCUACAGCCACUAGGGUGUAUGGCAAGUAUAGGAUUGUACUGUGCCCUAUAAUUUCAAAUGUACAUUUCUUUCUGCAAAUGUCUCUUCAUCCAUUAAUGCCUAUAUCCAAGUGUAUUUCCUCUCAGUCCACAGCCCUUCAAUAAACUUCAUUGUAGUUCAGCUA